UUCAGGACCACUUGCUCACACAAGGCGGCUGGACUUGUGCAACUGGUACAGCAUUCGUUAGAUAUAAUAACAUGUGUAAAAAUGCUGUGUAUAAGGAAGGUGGCUUAGAGAGCCUUAUACAGACUCAUGCAGCCUUCUGUCAUGGCUAAGUACAUCUUUAAUUAGGAAAACAUUUAUCUUAGUCUUCCUCCCCAUCACAGUGAAGAUACAAUGAGUUAAUUUAAACAGAGACCUUAAGGCAGCAGCUGGCAAGGUUAGAGCAAGGGUUAGGGUCUUACUUGAUUAAAUAAAAGAGAACAUUCUAGACAUCUGUUCUUCAGUUAAAGAGUUGUUACUGUCCUUGAAGCCACCCAAAACUUUAGCAUUAAUUGUGUUAUUUAUUUAUUUAUUUAUUUAUUUAUUAAUAUUUGCUGGCAUUUAUUGUCACUCUGCCUAUACCCAAGCUUACUGUGCCACCUCUCUGAAGAGUCCCUAACCUGCUAUGGUAGAAAGAACAGAAAGCUGGAUGCCAAGGGUGUGUGAGCUACUGUCCCAUCCCUUCCAUGGCCCUGUGCUAAUAUUUUGAGCAAGUUACGCCUCCCUGAACUUCAGUUUUCCCUUCUGCAAAGUAGAAGGGUCGAACCAGCUAAUACUUAACCUAAUGCUGGCUGUAAAUGUCCCAAGUAGCUUUAGUUCAGAGAUAGUUGGGCCAACUAAACUGUCCAGCACCCAAUGUCUGCCAUGCAUUCCUCAUACGAAGCUCCAUCGGGUCCCCAGCGCAGCCUUGCCCUGGAUGUGUUAGUGGAGUUAUCCCACCAAUGCUCUGAGAUGCUGGAUGCCUGUUGGUUCUCCUACUGGUAAAGGGUACAGCCAGGACUCAAGCCUGGAGCUGCCCAUCCCAAAUAUCCUUUGCUUUGAGCUGGCUUCCACUAUGAUCAGUAUCUCAGAGAUUGAAUUUAGAAGGCACCAGGCUCAGCAUACAGAAAGCCCCAUCCCUCCCAGCCUGAACUCUCUGGGCCUCACAGGUAGAACCAUCCUGCUUGAGCUCUUACUGAUUCUGUGACUUGGGGAAAAUCAUUUAGCUUUCUUAUGCCUCAGUUUCCUGGUCUCUGAAAGGCAGCUAUUUCACACAGUUAUGUUGUGAUGAGACUUGAAGAGAGUCCUGCAAAAUAUUAGCACAGUCACUAGGAUUUAGGUAAAUUGAGCUAAAUAGUUCCACUGGGUCAGCCUCCCAAGCCUGAUGUGAAAACAGAUGCAACAAGCCAUGGAAAGUAUAUUAUAGAUUGCAGUGUGCUGUUUAUAUAUGAAGGAUCAGGAUUCUAAGAUCUGACCCUGGAGAAGCAGUUGAAGGCAAGGGUAACAGGAGCCGCAAGGGACGGUGACCCUGCCGAUUCCACACAUUUUUUUGUUGUUGUUCCUGAGUUCUCAAGUGCAGUUCCCCCCACCCCCACCCCCCGCCCCUCAGUCAAGCUAGAUUUGUUAGGGGAAACAAGUAACAUGAGUCUAUAAACUUUCAACUCAACUCAAUUACAAGGAAGUGGGUAACCGGAAGUGGGAAUUCCAAAUGAAACCAAACUAUAUGCGUUGGCUUUACACCAGCAAUUAAGUAUGUUGAUGGGAAGAAAACAGUGAUUUUACCCUUUUGAAGUAGAGUUGGGGUUACGGCUGUACACACCUGUGUUGUAUUAAGUUGUGGGAUCAGUAGGUAUAAUUACAGAAUUUAAUUAUAAAGUGUGUCUUACUGACAUGUGUAUGCAUGGGUGUACAUAUUGUAAACCCUUUCAAGACGGUUUAUUUAAAACAAAAUCAUAGAAGGUCAGCUUCUCACUGAAAGGUUCAUGGUGGGUCUUCCUGAGUGGGAGGAGCCCAGAAAGUCUUUAUUCUCUUGUGUUAUUUGAGUAGGAAAAUACCCCACUGUGUGUCUCUCCCUCCUUCUCUUCCUCCCCCUUUCUUUCUCCUUUCCCUUCUACUUCCCUGUUAGAUCUCCUCCACCCCCUCCUCCCAGUAGUACUAUAUAUCAAACCCCAGCCUCCUGCACUGUACACAAAUGCUCUAUUCUUGAGCUUGGAUGCUUACAAGACAACCAUUUCUUUAGAGAAACUUACAGUCCUGUUAGAAAUGACAGGCAAUAAAUAGUCAGAGGAUUAGUUCCAAUCUCUACUACCUGCUAGGAAAAAAAUGGUGUAGUUAGUUUGAGAACAACCAGGGAAGGGCGGGGUGGUGAUGAAACAGACUUCAUCUUUGAUGUUGGGGGAGCCGGGGGCACUCGGGCCUCAUCUGUGAUACCAGAAAGAGGCUCUCAGGUAGAAUGUGGGAUGCUCUGAGAGUCCUAGGAAGACGGAAAACCAAUUCUCAGCCUGGGGUUUGGGGGCGGGCCUUCUACAGCCCUUAUGGAGUUCGGCCUCUUGUGUCUCUUCGAAAGUAUGUCCUACUAGGACUAGUGGUGAUAGAUGCCACCAGCCCACCCCCCCCCCCCGACCCAGCUGCCCUAGAAACCAUAACAAAGUUACUGGCUUUGAAGCCUCUGGAUGCUCAAGUCUUCCCUGUCUCAGGCAGCUCCCCUCUUGCCAGAGUUCUUGUCCUUCUGUGGAGUCCUAGGCUGCCAUUUAGCCUUUCCCAGAGAAGCACCGCAGGGCCAGAGAUAAGGCUUUGCAUGCUCCAGGCCCUGGGUUCAAGCCCCAGUAUCACAGAACAUAAAGAUAAAACAGCUCUCUCCCAGCCACAUCCACUUACACUUUGUGACUUGCUUCUUGUCCUGUGUGGAUCUAACCCAUUCUAUCUAGGGAGUGGAGAGAGGCCUCAAGAAAAGGCAAGGAGCACAGGGGCCCCAGGAAAAUUUCCUUUCCCCAGUGGGGGAGUAGGGAUAUUUAUGUGCUUCUUUGUCUAGAUCUUAUCUACUUUUAUUUUAUGCAUGUAUGUAUAUAUGCCAUGUGUACACAAGUGCCUGCAGAGACCAGAAGAGGGCAUUGGAGCCCCUGGAAGUGAAGUUACAAGUAGUGGGGAGCCACUGUGUGGGUUCUGGGAACCAAACCUGGAUCCUCUGCAAGAACUUCAAAUGCUCUUAACUCCUGAGUCAUCUUUCCAUUGUCUGCUGGAAACGCUUGUACUAAAUACUUCUAUUCAGUCACCUACCUUGGGAGGCAGUGGGAGGUGUUUCCCACUAACUAACUAUCAUCAUGUGGACUUCUAAACUGUAGAGGGUCGUUUCUUGUACAGAUAGUUUACUGGGCAUUUAUUAUGUGACAGUGUAUCCUAGGCACAGGGAAUGAUGUGGACAAAUUUCCUGAGCUAGGAGAUACUGUUCAGGGCAGGUCUUGUCCCAGCCCUAUAUCUGCCUUUGAUCCCAUGUUUGCCAUUAUUAUAUACAAUAAAGAUUAAAGUGUGGAUAAUAUUAGGUAAUAAGUAUGGAAGUGCUUGGGAAAGCAUCCAGAAACCUGGCUGACUUUCCUUAUAAGCCAUUCUACAAUCCCAGAAAAGGGCUGGAGCAUUGGGUAAGCACACCUGUAGUUCUUUCGUCAUACCACUAGAUGUCAGUGGUGUUCAGGAGGGGAGGAGGACACGUGGUGAUGACCUUUUAGCCAGGUUGUGGAGACUGCAAAAUAAAGACUUUCUGUAUACUAGAUGCUGUCCUGAAUGCAGUGAAUUUCCCAUAUCAUUUGAUGCUUACAGAGGCCCCAUGAUUUGCAUAUUCCUAUCCCUAGUUUACAGUUCUCAAAGAAAGAACUGCUGCUAAUGUUAGUCAGUUUUCUAUCUGAAGCCACCAUACAAAGAUUGCCUUAGAAGCAAUGUUCAGCCAGACAGUCCUUGGCUGCUGCCGACCCACUGUGAACAGUGUCUCCCCAUACACGGGCAGCAAAUGACUGCACAGAUGUAUAAAGACAAAAGCUUCCAUGGAUGUCUGAGUAGAGUGCAGUGCAGGUGCUCAUUAGACAGACAGAAAGGUACAGGCUGACAAAAGCCUGCAGAGGCAGCUGGGCUGUCUACAUCUCCUGUUAGAGAGGUUAGAAAUCAUAAACACUCUUGGUGGGGCUGGGACUUGACAUGAGGAAUAUAAAAAGGUCUCAGUGAGCUUGACUUUAAAUGAGCAUAUAGAUAGAGGUACUAUAUGCCAUUCCAACAAUGACCAGCAUGGCAAGAUGUUCCAAGGGCAUAGUAGUGGCACUUAUAUCUUGGGGGUAACCAAUACCCAUCCAGUUGUACCUAAGGCCUACUCAGUUAGAGGACAUUCAUGACUGGUACUGUAAAUCUAACCAACUCUGCAUGGCUGGUAAUGUCAUAGACCCGAGAGGAAAACAGUACAGACAGUAUAGCUUCUAAACUAUAUUCUAAAUGCUUAUACCCACAGAUAAGUAUAGCUCUCAGCCCUUGUCAUAGAAGCUUCUUUUUGCCGAAAACAUUACAGAAAUUCCAAACUGGUCAAAAAGAAAAACUAACUGUGGGGUACCCAGCCCCACUUUAUGCAUUUACAGUACAACCCCAAACCUAAUUCUCAAGAAACAUCGCAAAAGUAGAGAAAGAAAAAUCACUAAAAACUGAAAGGCCAGGACAUCUGAUAAUGGCAGAGCAGCUGAGCCCAUGAAAUCCCAAAAAUGUGGUUGCUUAAAUAAGAUCUGCACAACGACACCAGUUUACAUGCCAGUGUGAAUAGGGGAAAUCUCACAAGGCCUGGAAGAAGAGCUAUAGGUAACUAAUAGCUACUGAGACGAGGAGAAUUAGUAUUUCCCAUAGACUAGGCCAGCCCCCUGGUAGGCGAUCCAAACCCAAGUGGUCAGCUUUAAACAUGCACAUAGCAGUGACUCUAAAUGGGCUCAGAAGGAUGUAUGUAUAAUAUAAUAGACAUUGGUUUACAUUAUAUAAUAAUUUUUUAAAAAGGAGUUUGUGAAUUUGAGAUGGAUCUGAGUACACAAGAAGAAUUGGAGAAGUAGAGGCUCUCAUCUAUAAAAUUCUCAAAAAAUAUAUUAAAUUAUAAAAAGAGCUGGAGUCCAGAUCUUCCCUAAGCAAUGCCUGAAAGUUGCUGAAAGUUAAAGAAAAAGUAGGGGGAAAUUCAAGGUCAAAGUUAUACAAAGACAGACUGCGUGUAGUAGCUGAUGGUAAUUCCAGGCCUUUGGGAGCUGGGGAGGUGGCUCAGCUGUUAAGAGCACACACUGGUCUCCCAAAGCACCUGACUUUGAUUCUCAACACCUAUGUGGGGCAGCUCGCAAUUGCCUAUAACUGCAGCUCCAGGGGGCUCUGAUACCCUCUCUGGCUCCUCAAAUACCCUCUCCUGUAUCUAGAAAUAUGCAUGCAUGGUGAGUGCACACAUACACGCACACACACACAAAACUAAAAUAAAUGAUGACGUCAUCCUUCCCAAGAGAAGACAUGACAAAGGCAAGAAAGACACUGCUACGUUUCUGUCCUCAACACCCAUAGACCUUCAGUUCAGACCCUGGACUACGGCAAGGCAGGGAGAAUGAUGUGAAGAGUGGAACGCACACAGAAGUCCGUAGGGAGGCCUUGCAAAGGACAGAAGAAACAGACUAGGCAUGAUUCCCACGAAGGAAAAUCCAGGAGCCCUCUCUUAAGUUGAGCCCCACCCAAGGGACAGCCCUGGCGAUACCUGAAGCAAACCAAUGGCUUUGGAAAUGGCUGGGCAAUGGGGUCACACAAACAGAGGGAGGGAAGGCUCAAGGGGACCUGAUGGCAAGAUGUCUCUGUGAUGUCUGGGGUACCUACUAGCUUUGAGGAAGCAGGUUUGGGCAUGGCAGAAUAAAUGGUUACAUUUGUCCCUGUUGAACCAUUUACAAGGUCAUUUCUACAUGUGACAUCUUGUUUGAGGUCAGUUAGCAAGGAGCUGAAGGGGCUCUCUAUGUUCUUACCUGAAGGAUGAGUAAAGCCGACCUUCGUGCUCAUUCAUUACCAUAGGUUUGGGUGCUGGGGUGAAAAUUCUGGUUUUUCUAGUUGCUAUGCUACAUCGAUUUCAGAGCGAUGAUGUCCCGGAAUGGUGAUAAAGUUGCUGUUGUUUAUGACUCUGGGGCCAGGCAUGUUGGUCUGGUUUGCACCUGGAAGCCCCUGAGCCUCGACAAGGCACAUCACAUGCCUACCGUAACAAGAGAAUGUGUCUAGGAGAGAGGGGACCAAAUGCAAACUAACAUGUGCAUCUGCUAGUCGAGUGCUCCUUCUGCUCCUCGUCUUUGUGGGAUCGGGUGUGCCCCUGUUCCUGGAGGGUGGGAGCCUAUUCUGGUGGCCUGCCGCCAGCUCUUCUUCACGAUGAGUCUUCCUUAGGCAAAUGCUUGGGAGGAGCCAUCUCCAGUUAAGGGCCUGCUUUGGAAGGCAAGUUCUCUGACUCAUGCUGAGUAAAGUCUGCACACAAGCAGGUGCCUGACUGGGAGCACAUUUCUAGGGCUUAAUGAGCAUCUGGAAGGGAGGAGACAGGAGGGUCCUGGGGGCAGAGCUUGGCGAUCUGCUAGGAGGAGGGGGGAAGCCGGAGAAAUAAGCCUGCAUUGGGAGUGAUAUGAUCACAUGGCAUCCAUGAAAGAUGACUAUCACUGGCCAGGAGAUGGGAUGGAGGCAACACAGGAGACCCAGGAUGAUGCUGUGGAAGGCAGCAGAUAAUGCUACUUGGGCAGGCCACUGCAAAACAGCAGACAGCCCUGAGGACAGAGGAUCAUACCACUCGGCCCUGAGUGCGGCAAGGGCCCAAUUCGUGGAUGUGGAAGAGCGAGAGCCAGAGGCCAUGGACGUGAAGGAGAGGAAGCCCUAUCGCUCGCUGACCCGGCGUCGCGAUGCUGAGCGCCGCUACACCAGCUCAUCGGCAGACAGCGAGGAGGGCAAGGGCCCACAGAAGUCCUACAGCUCCAGUGAGACCCUGAAGGCAUAUGACCAAGAUGCUCGCCUAGCCUACGGCAGCCGCGUCAAGGACAUGGUACCACAGGAGGCCGAGGAGUUCUGCCGCACAGGCACUAAUUUCACUCUUCGUGAACUGGGACUGGGAGAGAUGACGCCCCCUCAUGGGACUCUCUACAGGACAGACAUCGGCCUCCCACACUGUGGCUAUUCCAUGGGGGCCAGCUCUGAUGCAGACCUGGAAGCAGACACUGUGCUAUCCCCUGAACACCCAGUGCGCCUGUGGGGCCGGAGCACACGGUCAGGGCGCAGUUCCUGCCUGUCCAGCCGGGCCAACUCCAACCUCACACUCACGGACACGGAGCAUGAGAACACAGAAACCGGUGCUCCCUUGCAUUGUUCAUCUGCUUCAUCAACCCCUAUUGAGCAGUCCCCCUCCCCGCCCCCCUCCCCUCCGGCCAAUGAGAGCCAGAGGCGGUUGCUAGGCAACGGUGUGGCCCAGCCAACCCCGGACUCAGACUCUGAGGAAGAGUUUGUCCCUAAUUCAUUCUUAGUUAAAAGUGGCUCCGCCAGCCUGGGGGUCGCAGCAAACGAUCAUCCCAGCAGCCUGCAGAACCACCCUCGGCUCCGGACGCCUCCUCCACCACUGCCCCACGCCCAUACCCCCAACCAGCACCACGCGGCCUCCAUCAACUCCUUGAACAGGGGCAACUUCACCCCAAGGAGCAACCCCAGCCCAGCACCCACAGACCACUCACUCUCUGGGGAGCCCCCAGCAGGCAGCGCCCAGGAGCCAACCCAUGCCCAGGACAACUGGCUACUCAACAGUAACAUCCCACUGGAAACCAGAAACCUAGGCAAGCAGCCAUUCCUAGGGACAUUGCAGGACAACCUCAUUGAGAUGGACAUUCUCAGCGCCUCCCGCCAUGAUGGGGCUUACAGUGACGGGCACUUCCUCUUCAAGCCCGGAGGCACCUCCCCGCUCUUCUGCACCACAUCCCCAGGGUACCCCCUAACGUCUAGCACCGUGUACUCGCCCCCACCCCGGCCCCUGCCCCGCAGCACCUUCUCCCGACCAGCCUUUAACCUCAAGAAGCCUUCCAAGUACUGCAACUGGAAGUGUGCAGCGCUGAGCGCCAUCCUCAUCUCAGCUACGCUCGUCAUCCUGCUCGCAUACUUUGUGGCCAUGCACCUGUUUGGCCUAAACUGGCACCUGCAGCCGAUGGAGGGGCAGAUGCAGAUGUAUGAGAUCACGGAGGACACAGCCAGCAGCUGGCCUGUGCCAACGGACGUCUCCCUGUAUCCCUCAGGGGGCACUGGCUUAGAGACCCCUGACAGGAAAGGCAAAGGAGCCGCAGAAGGAAAGCCAAGUAGUUUAUUUCCAGAGGACAGUUUUAUAGAUUCUGGAGAAAUCGAUGUGGGGAGACGGGCUUCCCAGAAGAUUCCGCCUGGAACGUUCUGGAGAUCUCAGGUGUUCAUAGACCACCCUGUACACCUGAAGUUCAAUGUGUCUCUGGGGAAAGCAGCUCUGGUUGGCAUUUAUGGCAGAAAAGGCCUUCCUCCUUCCCAUACUCAGUUUGACUUUGUGGAGCUCCUGGAUGGAAGAAGGCUCCUAACCCAAGAGGCAAGGAGCCUGGAGGGUCCUCAGCGCCAAUCACGGGGCCCUGUUCCCCCAUCCAGCCAUGAGACCGGUUUCAUCCAGUAUCUGGAUUCAGGAAUCUGGCACCUGGCCUUUUACAAUGAUGGAAAAGAAUCUGAAGUGGUUUCAUUUCUCACCACCGCCAUUGAAUCAGUGGAUAACUGCCCCAGCAACUGCUAUGGUAACGGUGACUGCAUUUCCGGGACCUGCCACUGCUUCCUGGGUUUUCUGGGCCCUGACUGUGGCCGAGCAUCCUGUCCCGUGCUGUGCAGUGGGAACGGCCAGUACAUGAAGGGCAGGUGCCUGUGCCACAGUGGCUGGAAGGGUGCCGAAUGUGACGUGCCUACCAACCAGUGUAUUGACGUGGCCUGCAGCAGUCAUGGCACCUGCAUCAUGGGCACCUGCAUCUGCAACCCCGGCUACAAGGGCGAGAGCUGCGAGGAAGUGGACUGCAUGGACCCCACAUGUUCCAGCAGGGGUGUCUGUGUCAGAGGCGAGUGCCACUGCUCUGUGGGAUGGGGAGGCACCAACUGCGAGACACCCAGGGCCACAUGCUUGGACCAGUGCUCAGGCCACGGAACCUUCCUCCCAGACACAGGACUUUGCAACUGUGACCCAAGCUGGACUGGACACGACUGUUCCAUUGAGAUCUGUGCCGCUGACUGUGGUGGCCAUGGCGUCUGCGUAGGAGGCACCUGCCGCUGUGAGGAUGGUUGGAUGGGGGCCGCAUGCGACCAACGGGCCUGCCACCCACGCUGUGCAGAACACGGGACCUGCCGGGACGGCAAGUGCGAAUGCAGCCCCGGCUGGAAUGGAGAGCACUGCACCAUCGCUCACUAUCUGGAUAGGGUAGUUAAAGAGGGCUGUCCUGGCUUGUGCAAUGGAAAUGGCAGAUGUACCCUGGACCUGAAUGGGUGGCACUGUGUCUGCCAGCUGGGCUGGCGAGGGACUGGCUGCGACACAUCCAUGGAAACGGGCUGUGGAGACGGCAAGGACAACGACGGAGAUGGCUUGGUGGACUGCAUGGACCCUGACUGCUGCCUCCAGCCUCUCUGUCAUGUCAACCCGCUGUGCCUAGGCUCCCCUGACCCCCUGGACAUCAUCCAAGAGACACAGGCCCCUGUAUCCCAGCAGAACCUGAACUCCUUCUACGAUCGAAUCAAGUUCCUCGUGGGCAGGGACAGCACACACAGCAUCCCCGGGGAGAACCCCUUUGACGGAGGGCAUGCUUGUGUCAUCCGUGGACAAGUGAUGACGUCAGAUGGGACCCCAUUGGUUGGCGUGAACAUCAGUUUCAUCAAUAACCCUCUCUUUGGAUACACAAUCAGCAGGCAAGAUGGCAGCUUUGACCUGGUCACAAAUGGCGGCAUCUCCAUCAUCUUGAGAUUCGAAAGGGCACCCUUCAUCACACAGGAGCAUACCCUCUGGCUACCCUGGGAUCGCUUCUUUGUCAUGGAAACCAUCGUCAUGAGACACGAGGAGAAUGAGAUCCCCAGCUGUGACCUGAGCAACUUUGCCCGUCCCAACCCUGUGGUCUCUCCAUCCCCACUGACAUCCUUCGCCAGCUCCUGUGCUGAGAAAGGCCCCAUUGUCCCAGAAAUCCAGGCCCUGCAAGAGGAAAUCGUCAUCGCUGGCUGCAAGAUGAGGUUGAGCUACCUGAGCAGCCGCACUCCUGGCUAUAAGUCUGUCCUGAGGAUCAGUCUCACACACCCCACCAUCCCCUUCAACCUCAUGAAGGUCCACCUCAUGGUGGCAGUCGAGGGUCGGCUCUUCAGGAAGUGGUUUGCCGCAGCUCCUGACCUGUCCUAUUACUUCAUCUGGGACAAGACAGAUGUCUACAACCAGAAGGUGUUUGGACUCUCAGAAGCCUUUGUUUCCGUGGGUUAUGAGUAUGAAUCCUGCCCAGAUCUGAUCCUGUGGGAGAAAAGGACAGCGGUGCUGCAGGGCUAUGAAAUUGAUGCCUCCAAGCUGGGGGGCUGGAGUCUGGAUAAGCACCAUGCCCUGAACAUCCAGAGUGGCAUCCUGCACAAAGGGAAUGGAGAGAACCAGUUUGUGUCCCAGCAGCCACCGGUCAUCGGCAGCAUCAUGGGCAAUGGGCGCAGGAGAAGUAUCUCCUGCCCCAGCUGCAAUGGUCUUGCUGAUGGCAACAAGCUCCUGGCCCCCGUGGCCCUCACCUGCGGCUCUGAUGGGAGUCUCUACGUGGGAGACUUCAACUACAUCCGCAGAAUCUUCCCCUCUGGAAAUGUCACCAACAUCCUGGAGAUGAGAAAUAAAGAUUUCAGACAUAGUCACAGCCCAGCACACAAAUACUACCUGGCUACAGACCCCAUGAGUGGGGCCGUCUUCCUGUCUGACACCAACAGCCGGCGGGUCUUCAAGGUCAAGUCCACCACAGUGGUGAAGGACCUGGUGAAGAACUCCGAGGUGGUAGCAGGGACUGGUGACCAGUGCCUCCCCUUUGAUGAUACCCGCUGCGGAGAUGGUGGGAAAGCCACAGAAGCCACGCUCACUAACCCCAGGGGAAUUACAGUGGACAAGUUUGGGCUCAUUUAUUUCGUGGACGGCACCAUGAUCAGACGUGUUGAUCAAAAUGGAAUCAUCUCCACUUUGCUGGGCUCCAAUGACCUCACCUCGGCCAGGCCCCUCAGCUGUGACUCCGUCAUGGAGAUUUCUCAGGUUCGCCUGGAGUGGCCCACAGACUUAGCCAUCAACCCAAUGGAUAAUUCUCUCUAUGUCCUCGACAACAAUGUGGUCCUGCAAAUCUCCGAAAACCACCAGGUACGCAUUGUCGCUGGGAGGCCCAUGCACUGCCAGGUCCCUGGCAUCGACCACUUCCUGCUGAGCAAGGUAGCCAUCCAUGCGACCCUGGAGUCAGCCACUGCUCUGGCCGUUUCACACAAUGGAGUCUUGUACAUCGCUGAGACCGACGAGAAAAAGAUCAAUCGCAUCAGGCAGGUCACUACAAGUGGUGAGAUCUCACUGGUUGCUGGUGCCCCCAGUGGCUGUGACUGUAAAAAUGAUGCCAACUGUGACUGCUUCUCUGGAGAUGAUGGUUACGCCAAGGAUGCAAAGCUGAAUACCCCAUCGUCCUUGGCUGUGUGUGCUGACGGGGAGCUCUAUGUGGCCGACCUGGGAAACAUCCGAAUUCGAUUUAUCCGGAAGAACAAGCCUUUCCUGAACACUCAGAACAUGUACGAGCUAUCCUCCCCCAUCGACCAGGAGCUGUACCUCUUUGAUACCAGUGGCAAGCAUCUGUACACUCAGAGCCUACCCACAGGGGACUACCUGUACAACUUCACUUACACAGGGGACGGGGACAUCACACAUAUCACCGACAACAAUGGCAACAUGGUGAACGUCCGCCGAGACUCUACCGGGAUGCCUCUCUGGCUGGUAGUCCCAGAUGGCCAGGUAUACUGGGUAACCAUGGGCACCAACAGCGCACUCAGAAGUGUGACCACACAAGGACACGAGCUAGCCAUGAUGACCUACCAUGGCAACUCUGGCCUCUUGGCAACCAAAAGCAAUGAAAACGGGUGGACAACGUUUUAUGAGUAUGACAGUUUUGGUCGCCUGACAAACGUGACCUUUCCAACUGGCCAGGUGAGCAGUUUCCGAAGCGAUACAGACAGCUCAGUGCACGUGCAGGUAGAGACCUCAAGCAAAGAUGACGUCACCAUAACCACCAACCUGUCUGCUUCGGGUGCCUUCUACACCCUGUUACAAGACCAAGUCCGGAACAGCUACUACAUCGGGGCUGAUGGCUCCCUGAGGCUGCUACUAGCCAAUGGCAUGGAAGUGGCUCUGCAGACUGAGCCACACCUGCUGGCUGGCACUGUCAACCCCACUGUAGGCAAGAGGAAUGUCACACUGCCCAUUGAUAAUGGCCUCAACCUGGUGGAGUGGCGGCAGCGCAAGGAGCAGGCUCGUGGCCAGGUCACCGUCUUUGGACGCCGUCUGCGGGUUCACAACCGAAACCUCUUGUCUUUGGACUUUGACCGUGUCACACGCACAGAGAAGAUCUACGAUGACCAUCGCAAGUUCACCCUUCGGAUCCUAUAUGACCAGGCAGGGAGGCCCAGCCUCUGGUCACCUAGCAGCAGGCUGAAUGGUGUUAAUGUGACCUACUCCCCUGGAGGUCACAUUGCUGGAAUCCAAAGGGGCAUCAUGUCUGAGAGAAUGGAAUAUGAUCAGGCAGGGCGCAUCACAUCCCGGAUCUUUGCAGACGGGAAAAUGUGGAGCUACACGUACUUAGAGAAGUCCAUGGUGCUUCAUCUCCACAGCCAGAGGCAGUACAUCUUCGAGUUUGACAAGAAUGACCGCCUCUCUUCUGUGACCAUGCCCAACGUAGCCCGGCAGACGCUGGAGACCAUCCGCUCAGUGGGCUACUACAGGAACAUCUACCAGCCCCCGGAAGGCAACGCCUCAGUCAUUCAGGACUUCACUGAGGAUGGACACCUGUUACAUACCUUCUACUUGGGCACCGGCCGCCGGGUGAUUUACAAGUAUGGCAAGUUGUCAAAGCUGGCCGAGACUCUGUAUGACACCACUAAGGUAAGCUUCACCUACGACGAGACCGCAGGGAUGCUGAAGACUGUCAACCUACAGAAUGAGGGCUUCACCUGCACUAUCCGCUACCGUCAGAUUGGGCCCCUGAUUGAUCGGCAGAUCUUCCGUUUCACGGAAGAAGGCAUGGUCAAUGCCCGUUUUGAUUACAACUAUGACAACAGUUUCCGUGUGACUAGCAUGCAGGCUGUGAUCAAUGAGACCCCACUGCCCAUUGACCUCUACCGCUAUGAUGAUGUGUCAGGGAAGACAGAGCAGUUUGGGAAGUUUGGUGUCAUCUACUACGACAUCAACCAGAUCAUUACCACAGCCGUCAUGACCCACACCAAGCACUUUGAUGCUUAUGGCAGGAUGAAGGAAGUACAGUAUGAGAUUUUCCGGUCACUCAUGUACUGGAUGACUGUUCAGUAUGAUAACAUGGGACGGGUAGUGAAGAAGGAGCUGAAGGUGGGACCCUAUGCCAACACUACCCGCUACUCCUAUGAGUAUGAUGCUGAUGGCCAGCUGCAGACAGUCUCCAUCAAUGACAAGCCACUCUGGCGCUACAGCUAUGACCUCAAUGGGAACCUACACUUGCUGAGCCCUGGGAACAGCGCACGGCUCACACCACUACGGUAUGACCUCCGUGACCGCAUCACUAGGCUGGGUGAUGUACAGUACAAGAUGGAUGAGGAUGGCUUCCUGAGGCAGCGGGGUGGGGAUGUCUUCGAGUACAAUUCAGCCGGGCUGCUCAUCAAAGCCUACAACCGGGCUAGUGGGUGGAGUGUCAGGUACCGAUACGAUGGGCUGGGACGCCGAGUAUCCAGCAAGAGCAGCCACAGCCACCACCUGCAGUUCUUCUACGCAGACCUGACCAACCCCACCAAGGUCACCCACCUCUACAACCACUCCAGCUCUGAGAUUACAUCCCUCUACUAUGAUCUGCAAGGACACCUCUUUGCCAUGGAGCUGAGCAGUGGCGAUGAGUUUUACAUAGCUUGUGACAACAUCGGGACCCCGCUUGCUGUCUUCAGUGGAACUGGCUUGAUGAUUAAGCAGAUCCUAUACACGGCCUAUGGGGAGAUCUACAUGGACACAAACCCCAACUUCCAGAUCAUCAUCGGCUACCACGGCGGCCUCUAUGAUCCACUCACCAAGCUUGUCCACAUGGGCCGACGGGAUUAUGAUGUGCUGGCUGGACGCUGGACAAGCCCAGACCAUGAACUCUGGAAACGCCUGAGUAGCAACAGCAUCGUGCCUUUUCAUCUCUACAUGUUUAAGAACAACAACCCCAUCAGCAACUCUCAGGACAUCAAGUGCUUCAUGACAGAUGUCAACAGCUGGCUCCUCACCUUUGGAUUCCAGCUGCACAACGUGAUACCUGGCUAUCCCAAGCCAGACACAGAUGCCAUGGAACCCUCCUACGAGCUCGUACACACACAGAUGAAAACUCAGGAAUGGGACAACAGCAAGUCUAUCCUCGGGGUACAGUGUGAAGUUCAGAAGCAACUCAAGGCUUUCGUUACCUUAGAACGCUUUGACCAGCUCUACGGCUCGACCAUCACCAGCUGCCAACAGGCCCCUGAGACAAAGAAGUUUGCCUCCAGUGGUUCCAUCUUUGGCAAGGGGGUCAAGUUUGCCUUGAAAGAUGGUCGAGUGACCACUGACAUCAUCAGUGUGGCCAAUGAGGAUGGGCGGAGGAUCGCAGCCAUCUUGAACAAUGCUCACUAUCUAGAGAACCUUCACUUCACCAUUGAUGGGGUGGACACCCACUACUUUGUGAAACCAGGACCUUCGGAAGGUGACCUGGCCAUCCUGGGCCUCAGUGGGGGGCGGAGAACCCUGGAGAAUGGGGUCAACGUCACUGUGUCCCAGAUCAACACCGUGCUCAGUGGCAGGACUAGACGCUACACUGACAUCCAGCUGCAGUACAGGGCGCUGUGCCUGAACACCCGCUACGGGACAACAGUGGAUGAGGAAAAGGUGCGGGUGCUGGAGCUGGCCAGGCAGAGAGCUGUGCGCCAGGCUUGGGCCCGAGAGCAGCAGAGACUGCGGGAAGGGGAAGAGGGCCUGCGGGCCUGGACAGAUGGGGAAAAGCAGCAGGUGCUGAACACGGGGCGGGUGCAAGGCUACGACGGCUUCUUUGUGACCUCGGUCGAGCAGUACCCAGAACUGUCAGACAGCGCCAACAAUAUCCACUUCAUGAGACAAAGCGAGAUGGGCCGAAGGUGACAGAAAGGGCCAAGGCCUGGACUUCUUGCCAAAGACAGCUACUCUUCUGUGGCCGUAUUCCUGACUGUGUUGUACUUAACAAAAAACAAACAAAAAAACACAAAAAAACAGAAACAAAAAAACAAAAACUUCUUUUUAACAAGUGCAGAAAACAGAACAGAAAGAUAUUUGUUGCAUUGUUAAUUCAUGCAACAUCCUUUUUUUUUUUUUUAAAGAAAGAAAAACACAAAUUUGGCCUUCACACUUUUUUUUUUUUGCAAAGAAUGGAAGGGUUUUUUUGUUUUGUUUUGUUUUGUUUUGUUUUGUUUUCUGUAGUGUGAUCAUGAUGAUAAUUUCAUUGUCUUUUGUUCCCUUUUUCUCCUUGAGGAAUUUUCCCUGUCGUUGAGGAUACAUUUCUCCUCUCUUGGGGGAGCGCAUCUCCUUGGGUGUGUCCACAUCCGCCCCUAGGUACCCAGUGUGAUGUGAGACACGAGUGUCUGUGCUAACUUGUCUCGUGUGUAACCCUUUCUUCUCUGGCUGGAGUUGGGCAGGAGUGAGGGGUCACAGAGUCACAGGCCCGGUGGGACCUUGGGAGCUCUGGUUAGGCUCCCACAGAAGUGGUGAGUUGCUAUUCACCAUGUUUUGUGCCUCCUGAGGACCUACAUCAUGCUCUGGAAAUUUCCAUGAUGCUGUUCAGCACCUUUUCAAGCCACCCCAAACUCCUGUCUGAGCUUUAUAUUUUGAUGCUAAAUGAACCCACCCACCCCCCUUUUACAAAUCUCUAGUGUAGCUGUCAGUGCCGCCCCCCACCCAUAAUGAGAUAGAGAAAGUGUGUCUCCCAGGCCCAUUCCCUAGUCUGGACUAUGAGCCCCAUCCUUUCCAAGAGGGGAAAGCACCCAGGAUGCUGUGAGUUGUUGAUCCUCCAUGAUGCCCCUCGCUCAUCUCCUCCUCUCUCCCAAAGUCAGUUGUGAGAACCAGCAGUGCGCAGCAAGCCCCCAACGUUCCCAAAGGGAAGUCGAGGGAACCCUGUCCCCAUGGCUUUGGGUUAUCUUCCCUCCAGUGCUCGGAUGCCACCACUGAUGAUUGGGAGUGUGGCAAGAGAUGCCUUUGAUCCUGGAAAGAUGUAUAAAAGAACAAGUCAGCCAAAGACAGGAGUCAACAAAGGCAUGAGCCAAGCACCCUAGCCAGGUCCUGGAGUCUCCUCUGCCUCCCCUGUUCAGGCUAUUCCCUGAAGGCUAGGCCUUCAGGAAUUUCCUUCUGUGGAAUUCUUCAUUAAAGAACCCCAGGCAGGAGUGGUUUUGUUUUUGUUUUUAAAUAAGAAGAAAGAGCUCUUUGGUUUGGCCUAGCAGGGUCAUACAACCCCACUGAGAUCAGGGAUGGCGGUGCCAGAGCUGGUACCCAUGGACCCAGAAGGCCAGGCUAGCAUUGUUCCUGUGAAGACCUGUGUACAUGGCAUUUGGACGAGAGUAGGCAUAGGCGCAGCCAGUGCUGGAGGACCGGCCAGAGGGAGCCAGCAGGCCGGGGAAGUGUGGCGGGCAGAGGACUGUAACAAGAGCUAGGAGCUCACUGGAGGAUUCCUUUCCUGCUUUGUCUGCCUAGAUACCAUUGUUAUUGGCACUCCCAGUGUCUGGGAGACUGGGGAAGCCAAAUGCUUCCUUUUGAGCCGGGCUUCUUAGAAAAUGGGACUUUUAUGGGUUACAUUUACAUUAAGUGUGGAAAAUGAAUUCCGAGUCUAAGCUAUUCCCCGUGGGAACCUUGUUGGACUGAUAAAGCUCAUGGCACCUUUAUAGCCUUACAGAGUCUUAAGAAUAUGACAUGAGUUAAUGAAACCAAGAAGGUCUCUUACCGCAGGAGAAUCGGAGCAGUGUGUAGUUCUGCCUGGCAGAGAGAGGUGUCCAAAGCGUGUUGGGGGAGGGGAGAUCUCGCCUUAUGUUGUCCCACUGGGAUAAGAGGAUGUGUUUCGUUAAGUGCUCUUCCUGAUUCCAAAAAAAGAAAAAAGAAAAAAAAAAUCCGUCACGCUGUUGCAACCGUGUGCCACAGCCUGCUCUAUCCACUGGUUGCUCAUUGCCUCUGGAUCAAAGCUCUGCUGGGUCAGAUUUGAUGCCCUCUCAGGCCCACAGUACCUAGCGCGAGCUGUAAUGCAGACCCCCUUCUGGUAUGAUCAUUCUUGGGUGGGAUAGAAAAUAGUUUGACCUGAAACACAUGGGUUUUUCUGUAUCCAGAAGACAUAUGCCCCUCAAAAUGUACGUUUGCUGUAAGGGUCCUGUGGGCAGAGUUGUCCUGUGAGUUGGCCUAGUUGAUCUGUCCCAUACUGGCUGCCUGACAUUGGCUGAGAUCCGCCGGGGUCAUUUACUUAUAAGACAGAGAGACAGCAUGUGACCCAAGGGACCAUCUCCUUGUAGCUGUCCAGCCUGUGACUUCCUCCUCUGUUGUCUCCCUCCCUCAAAGACUAUAUUUUUAGGCAUCAGUGAAUACCAUGAGAUAUGGGGUAUUCUUCUUUAAAAGGAAUGAUCCCAUAUUCUUCCUGGACUGCCACCCCAGAGAGGAAACAGGCAAGCAUCCCUGAGCUGUAUAGGACCUCAGCUGUAGGCCAGACAGUGCCAUGUGCCUCCCUUGACACUGAUGCUGUCCUCCCUGAACUAUGACCUUGGCUCCUUUCAGUUGGAUUCCACCUCCCAGGUGUGUUUAAAGGCACAGGCCACAGUUCCUUUCGCCCAUUUAGGAGACUUUAAAUAUAAAAUGCCAUCCUGGACAGCUCCCGCUCUUUCGACACUCAUUACAUCUAUCCACUUGAGAGAGUGACCGGGUCUUCCUCACUGGUGGAAGUUUGUGAUUCUGAUGGGAGUUAGCUUCUGAACCUCUAAGGAUUGCUUUUGCAUAGUUCCCACCUUCUCCACCCUCCACAACUGCCAAUUAGUCCCCCAGCCUCAGCCCCUCCUCCAAGACCUUAAACAAGACUUUAUUAGUUUCUGACCUCGUCUUUUAUACCCUGAGACCCCCUUUAUGGUCAUCUCCCAGGCAGGCAUCACUAGAUGGUAUUGUGGUGAUAUUGACUCCAUAGUAAACCACACUUUAGCCUUUAACACUUGGCUCAGAGCCACUGGUGGAAAACUAGCCCAAGGUCCACACCAGUGCCUGACUCUACUGAAGGAUGCUGGGCUUGAAAGAAACCCUAGGAAGCUAAAGGGAGACUGCUGAGGCUGGACAAGUGCCUGAAAAUAAGAGGGAUUGCAUGGGGAGGGGGGCAGAUGAUGAAGAAGAGCCGAGUAAGCUGAGUAAACUGGCUUUAUAGGCUUGAGGCAAGGGAAGAAGAAGAAAGGGCCUUACAACUGUGACUUAAGUGACUGCCUUUAUAGAGAAGGUUUUCAGUGUGACAUCUUAGAACACAUCUUUGCCAUUUGCAGUCCUUGUGUUUCUGCUGGCCAUGUGAUGUGGUGAGAGCAGUGACAUUGGGCUUUGUACCCGGGGAGAUGAGCUGGCUGGCUUCCAGCAGAGGGCUGGGCUUUGGGGUUAAAUCACCCAUUACACAAAGAUGAGUGUGUCCUUCAUCCCUCACAUCAACUGCUUAGCCCAGGUUAUGCCGAUUCUGGGGUAGGAGGAUUCACCUCCCAUGGGGUCCCAGUCUCUCCUCUCUCCCGGGAUCUUCAUCAGGACUAAAAGCCCUCCACGAGAGGCACACCGUCCCCAGCUAGGUCAAAACCAUUGUCUAUAUUUUGUGAGAGGGGACGGAAGUAAAAAAUGAACUCUGUGGUUCAAGACCUUUUUAUUUAGCCUUCCCAAAACAGCAAACUCAUUUUAAAGACUCAUUGCUCAGGUGACUGAAACUUUAUCCUCUCCAACCCAUCAUUCUCAAAAACCAGCCUUGUGUACUUGACUGCCCGGAACAGUGGCGGGCUAUGCGGUUUCACGGUGUUGUGGAAGAUCAAAGGUGGGGAAGCAUGGGGUGGGAACCCUGUGUUGUGUUUCAGAGGCCUCGGUGGGGCCCUGUGUUGUACUUCUUACCCUCUGGGGAAUGCCAAAGGCGUGAGACUGGGCUACUUCCUAGUCCCUAAGAAAAAUGUGAUUGAUUCUAAGGGCUGAUGGUUCAGGGCUGACUGCCCGUGGGCAGGCUCGGCUGUCCCCGCAGAAGCUGACCCACAGAUGUCUGGUGGUUCCCAGCAGCUCUAAUCCACUCAUCACCAGAACCCCACUGUUCUAAAUGUGCCCGUCAUUCUGAGGACUUCUGAACCCGCAGCUCUGGCAAAGGACGAUAAUGAGCUGCCUCUGGAUGACCAACACUGGAGACUCUGGCCUUACCAUGUGGAAAUAGUUUUCCUGAAGUCUGGAACUAAUUUUGAGAAGUUUUUUUCUCAACACUUUUGUGUUUCUAACACUGUAUUCUUGACUGUGUAAAUACCAACAAGGCUGUAAAUAAAUGCAGAUGUAGAUACCUUCUAGAAAAAAGGGGGGAAAGCAUAAAAACAAAACCAGAAGUGAUCCCGUGUAGCCUUCGUUGACAAAUAAAAGACUAUUUUGUGUUUAAA
Molecule: messenger RNA, 19722 nt
Organism: Mus musculus (house mouse)
Lineage: Eukaryota; Metazoa; Chordata; Mammalia; Rodentia; Muridae
Gene: Tenm4
Product: teneurin transmembrane protein 4
Exons: 32
Coding region: 6497-15220 (2907 amino acids)
Biological process (GO): signal transduction; central nervous system myelin formation; neuron development
Cellular component (GO): cytoplasm; plasma membrane; membrane
Molecular function (GO): protein homodimerization activity
Source: RefSeq, a predicted model, not a curated record